AUAUCCUUGUUAGUGGGUGAGAGGCAUCAGAUUCAAUGUUAUCGCCGAUCUGACUCUGAAAAUAUCUCCUCUAUAUAUAUCCUAGGCCAUCGAUCGAAGUUCAGAAGAAGGCAAGCGCAUAGAAAUAUAAUUCAAUGGAGUUCCAGUAUUUCCCCAGAAACUACGACGGACGACGCCACAGCGGAUGGAAACCUUCCGCCACCGUCGCCGAUAACGACCACGACGACGGCGGUGGGAGUCGCGGGCCUUACCAUCGCCAGCACCAUCCCAAGCACCACGUGACAUUUAAGGCUGACGAAGAGGAGAUCAGAACCAGCAGCUCCGUCAUCCCACAAGAAAACGUCGUCGUUUACGACAACGAUCGCAGUGAUAAUUAUACUCCCAAAGGCGUUGAUGAAGAAGCUGACGCCUUCAUCAAGCACGAACACAGCAGGAUCCGAUUAGCCAGGCUCAGGUCUCUCAACCCUGUCUGAGUUAUAGCCACGACUAUACAUACAUAGUCACACAGGACUCGAUGUGAGGUGCAUGGUAAAUCAAGAAUAUAUAUAAUAUUAUUUAACAUAAUACUUUCAUGCAACGAGUAGGUUUGAGAUAUAGAUAUUGGGAGUAAUAUUUGGACUUUAGCUUUGUAUUUGAAUAUUUGAUCGAAAUAAUACAUCCAAGAAGGCCGUACUAUAUGACUCUGUGUUGAUAUCAGUCAUAUUUGUAAGAGAUUGGAGAUUGUCUCUCUCAACACAAGUAUAAGUGAUUGUUUUGCUACAACUACUAUUAGAUUAUUGCUGUUGUAUAUUUAUACGCCAAAAUAGAAAGUUGUUUGUGAUCUAUUAUAUUAUUUUUGGUAAUAUAUCUAACGUUAUGGUAGUGA
Messenger RNA from Prosopis cineraria, 865 nucleotides. RefSeq lists its product as uncharacterized. Lineage: Eukaryota; Viridiplantae; Streptophyta; Magnoliopsida; Fabales; Fabaceae. The transcript has a single exon. The coding region runs from base 135 to 473 and encodes 112 amino acids. The record is from RefSeq and is a predicted model, not a curated record.